Ziziphus jujuba (common jujube) is the source of this 2763-nucleotide messenger RNA. Its product is annotated as putative pentatricopeptide repeat-containing protein At1g31840. The transcript has a single exon. Gene Ontology annotation, molecular function: protein binding. NCBI's taxonomy places the organism in Eukaryota, Viridiplantae, Streptophyta, Magnoliopsida, Rosales, Rhamnaceae. The coding region runs from base 213 to 2708 and encodes 831 amino acids. The record is from RefSeq and is a predicted model, not a curated record.
ACCUAUAUGAUAAAAUAAUAAGAUAAUUUAAACAAAAAUAAAAAAUAAAAAUAAAAUCCAUAAAUAGAAUACUCGGCAUCAGACAAGCCACAAAAUAGUCUCUAAGCUGAGCAGAGGAGAGAGCAGAGACAAAAGGGAGGCAGAAAGAAAGCACAGAAUAGUCCAGAGGAGGCUGUGAAACAGAGCAGGUGAGGGAUCAUGCCAAAACCCUAAUGAUUUUUUCUUGUUUUAGGCCAAAGCUACCGAUUUUGACACUCACUUACCGUUCUCUCAUCCUAUCUUCUCUCUGUAAUCACUUCUCCACAUUCUCACCCAUCUCUUCUUCUUCUUCCCUGAUUCGCCAUAUCUCCAACGCCUUCCUUCAUGGUAACUUCAAGCUCUUGGACCCAUCUCUCAUCUCUCAGCUUCAAACCAACCACCUCCACCAUGUUCUUCUUGCCCUCCGAACCAACCCUAUUUCAGCCAUUCGCUUUUUUGAAUGGUCUCGACGAUGUCUGGGCUUGCAUCACACGCCAAGCUCGUAUUGUGGCCUUCUUCAUGUGCUUCUCCGGCACCGGAUGUUUGGCCCCGCGAGACAAGUUUUCGAUGAAAUGGUUGGGGAAUUUGGUACCAACUUUGAUGUUUCUCGGUUAUUCUUUGAGGGUUUUAAGAUUUAUGGUCCUGGUUAUUGUGAUAUUUGUAGCUUUUUCAUUGACAGUUGUUUCCGUAAUAAGAUGAUUGCUCUGUCUGUGGACACAUUCAAGCAUGUUUCUAAAUUGGGUAUUCCAAUUUCUUCCAGCACUUUAUUUAGAAUGUUGGGUUCUCUUGUUGGUUCAAAUUGUUUGGAUGAGAUUCUUGAUGUUUAUGGAGAUAUGGGUAGAGUAGUAAAAGGAGAACAUCAUUGUGUAUAUGGUUUUGUUGUGGAUGGUUUUCUGAACAAGGGUGAAGUUGAAAUGGCUUUGAAUUUUCACCAGGGGGUGGUUGAGAGAGGCUUCAUGCUUGAUAUUGUGGCUUGCAAUAAAGUUUUAAAGAGCCUCUGUAACAAAAAUCAGAUAGCAGUUGCUGAUGAUUUGUUUGAUAAAAUACUUAGAGUCGGUCCGACACCAAAUGUGGUGACAUUUAGCGUUUUGAUUAGUGCAUACUGUAAGGAUACAAAAUUGGAAGAAGCAUUUCAACUGUAUAAGCUAAUGGUAGCUAGGGGUAUAAAGCCAGAUCUAAUUGUGUAUAGUAUCCUUAUUGAUGGUUUCUUUAGGGCUGGAAAAUUGGAGGAAGGACAUGAGAUUCUUUCAGUGGCAUCGGAUAGUGGCAUUAAGUUGGAUGUAGUGAUUUUCAGUUCAAUCAUGGAUGCGCAUGUGAGAAAUGGAGAUUUUGAGAAGGUACUUGAUAUAUACAAAACCAUGCUGAAAGAGGGGAUUUCACCUAAUAUUGUUAGUUAUAGUAUUCUCAUAAAAGGGUUUUGUGAGGAUGGUAAGAUCAUGGAAGCUUGUGGAAUAUGGGGUCAGAUUUUGAAGCGUGGUUUUACACCAUCCAUUUUAACUUAUAGUAGUUUGAUUAAUGGAUUCUUCAAAGUAGGAAAUUUGAAAGAUGGGAUUUUCCUCUAUAAAUUGAUGAUUAAAAUUGGUUAUGAACCUGAUAUUACAAUUUAUGGCGUACUAAUAAAUGGUCUUUGUAGGAAAGGAUUGAUGUCUAUUGCUCAUGGACUCUUCUAUCAGGCUCUUAUCAAGGGAAUUAAACCUAAUGUAUAUACUUUCAACAUGCUGAUACAUGGUUGGUUUAGUGUAAAAAGACUAAGGGAUGCUGUGAGGUUGUACUCACAGAUGGGCAUGUACAAUGUAAAAGCAGACAUGGUAACCCAUACUGUACUUAUUAGAGGGCUUGCUGAGCUAGGGAUAUCAAAGGCUGCAUUAGUUUUUUUCUUCCAAACACUAAAGAGGGGUUUCACUCCAGAUGCUAUAACAUAUUGCAUAAUAAUUGAUAGUUUCUGCAAGCAGAAAAAUACAUCUGCAGGCUUGUGGAUUUUCAAAUUGAUGCUGCAGAAUCAAAUACGUCCCGACAUUGCUAUUUAUAAUGUUCUCCUAAGUAUGUAUUUCAAAGAAUGUAAUCUUGAAGCGGCACUUGGACUUUUCCAGCAGCUAACAGAAAGAGGGCCGGAGCCUGAUAUUGUAACAUAUAAUACAAUGAUCUGUGGUUAUUGCUCCUUGAGAAGGUUGGAUGAGGCAGUUAAACUUUUUAAGAGGCUGCAAUGUGGUUGGUAUAAACCUAAUGCUAUCACAUUUACAAUAUUGAUUGAUGCAUACUGUAAAGAGAACAGAAUGGAUGAUGCAAUGUUGAUGUUUGAAAAAAUGGUGGAAAGGGGUCCCGAACCCAAUGUUGUAACGUAUAGUUGUUUAAUAGAUGGUUACUUCAAAUCUCAAAACUUGGAAAAUGCCUUUGACCUUCAUGAAGAGAUGCUUAAGAAGGUGUCCCCUAAUAUAGUCAGUUACAGCAUCCUCAUUGAUGGUCUUUGCAAAAGGGGACUAAUGGAGAAAGCAUCGCUUGCAUUUCAAUGCGCUCUUGACAGGCGUUUGGUGCCUGAUGUUAUAGCAUAUGGGAUUUUGAUUUGUGGCUACUGCAAGGUUGGAAGAUUAGCUGAAGCUAUGAUGUUGUAUGACAAAAUGUUAAUUAGCGGCAUCACACCAGAUGAUUUGAUACAGAGAACAAUUGCAGGAUAUCUUCUUGAAUUUCAUUAGUUGAAGUAUAUGUGCAAACACAGGUUUUUAUAUAUAUAAUCUCAGUUCUAUAGUA